This is a messenger RNA of Pseudopipra pipra, 1788 nucleotides long. RefSeq names its product electron transfer flavoprotein subunit beta lysine methyltransferase (gene ETFBKMT). Bases 16 to 1230 code for a protein of 404 amino acids. Lineage: Eukaryota; Metazoa; Chordata; Aves; Passeriformes; Pipridae. The transcript has 4 exons. The record is from RefSeq and is a predicted model, not a curated record. Gene Ontology annotation, molecular function: protein methyltransferase activity. Gene Ontology annotation, cellular component: mitochondrial matrix.
CAAGGGUUGGACUUCAUGAUCUCGGAGGUCCCUUCCAACCCACCUGAUUCUAUGAUUCACACUAGCGCAAGCCUUUCAGAAAGGCGAUCUAAACGAAGCAGGAGCGCAGCAAGCGCACGGCGCCGACCGGGCAGCAGAGUGGGUUCAGAGUGGGGCAGGCGCUGCAGGACGGGAAGGAGAACCACCGCCGGGCACCAGCGGAGCCCUCAAGGGCGAUGCUGCCGCUUUAAGGGCGGGCGGGAGCGGGGCCUUCCCCGGCCCGGCCCCGGGGGCGGUGGCGGAGCAGCGGCGGCAGCAGGAAUUGUCAUCCAUCGCUAUGAAAAACAACGUCCUGUGAGUUUGUUUCAAGCUUUCUGCUUCAUCAGCCUGCUUCAGAUAAGCUGUGCUCUGAGCUCUCCUGGGGAGGGUUCGUCUCCUUGGGGAAGAAUGGCCUUCCAUGGCUGGAAGUGGCUCCUCCUUUUGGACAGGCAGAACUUCUUUGCCAAAGCUUGGAGUAGCAGGAGGGGAGGCUGGAAGCGCUGUUGCCAUUGGAGUGCUGGCAAGUCUCUGGACCCCGAGGUGAAAGCAUUUUUGGAGGAGAACACGGAGGUCACCAACAGUGGGCACCUCACACCAGAGAUACGGCUGCGCCUCCUCACCCCUCGCUGCAGGUUCUGGAGAGAAAAACCCGACCUGUGGCCUUACGGGGACCCAUUCUGGGCAAUUUACUGGCCAGGAGGCCAAGCCCUCUCCAGGUACAUUUUAGAUAAUCCCCGCGUCGUUAAGGGACGAUCGGUUUUGGAUCUUGGAAGUGGAUGUGGAGCAACAGCAAUAGCUGCUGUGAUGAGUGGGGCAUCCCAAGUCCUCGCUAAUGACAUCGACCCUAUUGCAGGAGUGGCAAUGAUCCUGAACUGUGAACUGAACCACCUGAAUCCCUUCCCCAUCACCAUUAAGAACAUCAUUAAUUCAGAGGCCGGCAACUGGGACCUCAUUGUUUUAGGAGAUAUGUUUUAUGAUGAACAACUUGCUGAUGGUCUGCAUCAGUGGCUGAGGAAGUGCAUCAGGAUACAGCAAACUGAAGUGCUGAUUGGUGACCCUGGCAGGCAUCAGUUUUUAAGCCACAGCAUUCACAGUCAUUUGCACAAAGUUAUAGAAUAUUCACUUCCUGAGUACACUAGACAAGAAAACCAUGGAUUAACAUCAAGUAUCGUCUGGAGUUAUCAGCCCUCAAAUGGCUCAGAAGACUGUUGAAGUUGGCUUUGUAAGGAAUUUUGUCUUGCUUGGUUGGCUUUUUAGUGAGUAUGUAAAAAGAAAAUGGGAAUUAAACACAGUACAUUAUUUGUUGAUGUAAAGCAGAUUCCUGUACCUUCACUGAACUGAUUUGUCAUACUCACUGAGGCUUUUGCUCCAUUUGAGGUAAAAGCUACAUGCAAACUGUAUUCAGAGGGGCCUGCACUGAAGUGCAGACCACAGAUGAAUCGCACGUAAGAGUUUGCAUGCUUGAUGUUUUUUAUGUAUAUUUGUGUCUUGCUCUCUAACAGUACUGUGAAAUGUUUUGGAUGUCCAGUACACUGCUGUGGGAAGAGGGCCAUGGCUGACAGACUACUGCACUGCUUUCACAGACUUUUGUGGCUUAUUUAUAGAGAAAUUAUCAGUGUCCUUCGUAAAAUUCUAAUUCAUAAGAGAUUAAUAGCUCUUAAUAUGCUCAAAGUGCCUUGCUCCUUUUCUGGAUCUCUCUUCUGAAUGUCAGAGUAACUAAUUUAAAUCUCCCUUUUCCCCUCUAUAAUAAAAGCUUACUCUUCCUUCAAA